Messenger RNA from Oncorhynchus gorbuscha (pink salmon), 2062 nucleotides. RefSeq names its product Krueppel-like factor 6. Gene Ontology annotation, cellular component: nucleus. Lineage: Eukaryota; Metazoa; Chordata; Actinopteri; Salmoniformes; Salmonidae. Bases 351 to 1748 code for a protein of 465 amino acids. The record is from RefSeq and is a predicted model, not a curated record. The transcript is spliced from 2 exons.
ACCAUGCGACACUCAAAAACUAAUACGUGGGGAGGUGAGUUGGCGGAAAAAAAAACAAACACUUUUUUGACUGAGAUUGUUUGAGAAACAAGUUGACUCAUUUAGCUGUUUAUUUGUUUGAUUUAAAAUAAAAACAAUUCUUAAGAAUUGCAAACAGUAAGUAUGUUUUUUGGCCAGAGGCUAACUAGACGGCUUGCCAUCGAACCAACGUCAGCUAGCUAACACGGUGGCCAGUUAACGUUAGUUACCUUGCUUACCAAACAACAAGGACUGAAUCCCGAGGCUUCUGUUAUUUUGCAUUUGAAACUUUUUCGAACUGUUGAUAACAUACCAUCAAGCUAAUCAGUACCAUGAGUUUGACGAUGGAGACCAGUGUCUCUUUCCUCAAAUAUGAACUUGCAUCGACCAUCGAACAGGCAGUGAGAUGUGCAGUAGAAGCCGUUCUGAAGGAAACUGCUAGAGUAGUCGGUAUCAAACUGGCCGCAGCUCGGACUGCUGCUGCUGAGUCUCAUCGUGAGAACCAAAGUUUGAGAGAGAGACUUGACGUAUCUGAAGGUGAACUCAAAGCAACACGGUACUACAUGACAGCAGCCGAGAACAACAUCAAACAGUGUUUACUCCUUAAUCACAACCAGCCUACAUCAGGUGCUUUAGGACCUGGUUCGGAAGAGUCUCCUUUUCUCUUUCCCCCCACUGCUUCGGGGAGUCCUUCCAAUAUGCUCACGAUCCGUGGCCCCAAGUCGUUUCGAGCCUCAUCCACACGAUCACAGUUUUCUAAGUCACUCCCCAGUGUAGGUCUUUGCUUACCAACAGUGCAGCAUGAAUGGCCCAGGAGCAGCGAAAACUUGAGAAGAAUACGGACAUCCUCCACUGUCUCUUCUACCAAUCCCUCACAAACAUCCAAAGUGCCACAAUUAGAGGUUGGAAACUCAUCUCAUCACACUGAGGAGGAUACAGAGGGUCAAUUCUACAUUACAGACGAAGGGGUUGCAGAGAAAGAGUACAAAGUCCGUGCAACUGGAGGAGAGGACUCUGGAAUAAUUCAACAGGAGCAGGAGGGAGGAACAGUGUCAGCAGAGGACCCUCACAGAACUUCUAUUACCAACUUUGAGUUGGAGAUGGGCCAGAGUCACCCAGCAGGCAAUGUGAAUGACCUGGGCCUGAUCCAGGUGCUCGAUGAGGUGGAUGAAGUUAAAAGAACAGUUAAAAUUGAAAACGACCCUGAGGUCCCAAGUAUGCUGGAGUCCCACCUCCCUGGGUCAUCACAACAACUGCCACAGAUGCCAGCUCACAUUGAUAAUGAUGGUGACAAUGAUGGUAACUUCAUGGGGUCUGUCCCACCCUCUGCAGGGGACGCUGGUCUUCUAGGGGCUUUUGAAGUCCGAAGGGAGAGCUCGGAUAAGGUGCAUCGUUGCAAUGUGUGUGGCCGGGGAUUCCGCCGCUUCUACUGCCUGAAGACACACCAGCGCAUUCACACGGGUGAGCGGCCAUAUCCCUGCAGGUAUUGCGAGAAGCGUUUCCGACACCUGGACAGUCUGCAUAAGCACCAGCGCAUCCACACUGGGGAGAGGCCCUACCGCUGUGCCCAGUGUGGCUGCUGUUUCAGGGAGCUAGGCCAGCUCAAGAAGCACAGGCUGACCCACUCACCUGCUCCCACCACACCCCACCCGGUAGUGGCACUGUCUCUACUCCAAGCAGGGCCCUCUUAUACAUGGCCACACCUCCACUCACAGUCCCUGGAUUCCUAAUCAGGAUGGAUUUGGUACACACAUUCAUAUAAACAUAUUUUGUAAACAUGAUAUGAUGGUACUAAUUUUGUGUGUUAAGUUCACCCUAAUCAUCACGGUCCUAGAGGUGUUACUACAGACCCGGGUUAAUUCCCGGGCUGUGCCACAACCGGCUUUGGCCGGGAGUCCCAUAGGAUGGAGCACAAUUGGCCCAGCGUCGUCCGGGUUAGUGCUCAUCGCACUCUAGCGGUUCCGAAAUUUUGGGAGAAAGGAGGGUAAAAAACAAGUAAAGAAUAAUCUAUUUCUAUUACUGCUUGUUCACAAUGUUCUUAAUU